CGGGGCGCGAGCGGGCUGGGCGGCGUGGCGGGGCUGGCCGGCCGCCAGCGGCCAAGGUGCGAGCGGACCGCGGGGCUCGGGCGCGGAGCGGGGGCGCGCGGCGCGGAGCAGCCAGCCCAGCCCAGCCCAGCCCCGCGGGCAGAGAGGUGCCGGCCGGCGGCGGCGGCGGCGGCGGCGGCGGCGGCUUCCAGCCCGGCGGGUGCAGGGCCUCUGGCAGAGCUGCAGCGGAGCGGGGCCUCGGCCGCGCGUUCCGGGCGGUGCUCGCCAUGUCGGGCGGGCUCCCGAAGGCCUUGCCGUCCACGGGGCCCCACUCCCUGCGAGACAUGCCGCACCCGCUGGCCGGCUCCAGCAGCGAGGAGGCCGUGGGCGGCGACAGCACGCCCAGCCCGGACCUGCUGAUGGCCCGCAGCUUCGGCGACAAGGAUCUCAUUUUGCCCAACGGUGGGACGCCGGCAGGCACUUCGAGCCCAGCUUCUCCAUCUUCCCUUCUCAACCGACUUCAGCUUGACGACGACAUCGAUGGCGAGACCAGAGAUCUCUUUGUCACCGUUGAUGAUCCCAAGAAGCAUGUCUGUACAAUGGAGACCUAUAUCACGUACAGGAUCACCACCAGAAGUACUCGGGUGGAGUUUGACCUGCCGGAAUAUUCUGUCCGUCGAAGAUACCAGGAUUUUGACUGGUUGAGGAACAAACUGGAAGAAUCGCAGCCCACUCAUCUCAUUCCCCCGCUUCCCGAAAAGUUUGUGGUGAAAGGUGUUGUGGACCGUUUUUCGGAAGAGUUUGUGGAGACCAGAAGGAAAGCUUUGGAUAAAUUCCUAAAAAGAAUUACGGAUCAUCCUGUACUUUCUUUCAAUGAACACUUCAAUGUUUUUCUUACUGCUAAGGAUCUGAAUGCCUACAAGAAGCAAGGGAUGGCGCUGCUGACCAGAGUGGGCGAGUCGGUCAAGCAUGUCGCCGGAGGCUACAAGCUGAGGAGUCGGCCUCUGGAGUUUGCAGCCAUCGGCGAAUACUUGGACACUUUUGCACUCAAACUGGGAACCAUAGAUCGGAUAGCCCAGCGGAUCAUCAAAGAAGAAAUAGAGUACCUUGUGGAGCUCAGAGAAUAUGGGCCCGUGUACUCCACGUGGAGCGCGCUAGAGGGGGAGCUGGCCGAACCCCUGGAGGGCGUGUCAGCGUGCAUCGGCAACUGCUCCACAGCCUUGGAAGAGCUGACAGAUGACAUGACAGAAGACUUUCUGCCUGUGCUCAGGGAAUAUAUUUUAUACUCUGACUCCAUGAAGAGCGUGUUGAAGAAGAGGGACCAAGUGCAAGCGGAGUACGAAGCCAAACUGGAAGCCGUGGCUCUGAGAAAGGAGGACCGCCCCAAGGUGCCCGCGGACGUUGAGAAAUGUCAGGAUCGGAUGGAGUGCUUCAAUGCUGACCUGAAAGCCGACAUGGAGAGGUGGCAGAACAACAAGAGGCAGGACUUCCGGCAGCUGCUCAUGGGAAUGGCUGACAAGAACAUCCAAUAUUAUGAGAAGUGCCUCAUGGCGUGGGAGUCGAUUAUUCCACUUCUACAGGAGAAGCAAGAGGCCAAGUGAAUUCCUUCUGGGGACAGAGGCUCUUCUACCUACACAGGGCACGGCACGCCAUCCCGGAUGUCCCUGCUGUGCCAGAGAGCAGGCACCGAGCAAGCAACCACAGAAACAUCUCUCCUCGUGUAUUUCUCUCCCUUCCCCACCUGCCUUUGUCUGACAGUUGUUUUCACUUAGUAUUUAUUCCCUGGCGGAGGUGUAAGGCUAUAAUCAUCUCUCAGCAAAAGCAGCAGACCUCCGUGCUGUGAAGGAACCUAUGACACGGAACACUACGAAGAUUCGAAAGCGAGGGACCGGAUAUCCUCAGUUGACCCUCUGACAUCUUGUCACAGUUUCCUGUUCUGGGACAGCGGAGCUGCCUGUUGCGGAAGGGAACCCGGGCCCCGCUUUUCAGGGAUGUGAGGAAGGCACAAACAGGGGGCCAUUCUUGCUUCCCGUGGGGACACAGCAGCUCUGGACUGACCUCUGUGGGCAGUGACAUGUCCCAGCCUGGCAGGUGUCGGCACCUCCGUGGAAGGUCCUUAAUGUACAGUGGCCUGAAGCUGUGUGUGGCCUGCUGCCUGCUCGUGAUGAGUGUGCCUGUUUGAUGGUUCCUGGUUCCCGUGGGGCCAUUGAAAUCAGUGUCUAAAUGCAUCCGAACUAGAGCCAGCCAGCCAGCGUCCUUGUCCUUACGCGAUGCCUCGGGGAGCUGGAGGACAGGGCUCCCCAAACUUUUUUCUGACACUAGAAUGCGGAAGAUUGGAAACUGUUUUUGUGUAAAAUGAAAAAAGGUGCAUUUUUCUCUGUGAUGUCCUUCCAUGUUGUUGUUUUGUUUGUGAAAUGUCAUCAAAGUAGAGAGUAGGCCUGUGGGGGAGUAGCUAUAGUCUCGAAGUCAGGGUAGCUCCCCCUGUUGCUGAGACCAUGGGGCAGAUGCCAAGCCCCGCCUCCCACAUCUGCUUUGUGCAAUUGCCUUUACCUCACCAAAAAGUCCUAGUUUAAUGUUUCCUAUUACGUCCACUGAGUGCUUGGGCAACGCGUUGGUGAGAGGCUGGUGUGUGGUUCUGACACAGUCGAGAUUCUGCAAACUCAGUGUGAAUGUCCUACAUGAAGUGCUUUAACCCCCACUAUUUCUGUCCAGGAGCAAAGUCAGUCCCUGGUCAAACCUCCACUAUGACACCGGCGGCAGUGGACUCUCUGCUUCUGGUGGAGCUAAGGUCAGUUUGCAGCCAAGCUCCUGGGGCCUGCUGGCUGCAUCUAGUCUUUAUUCCAAACUAUUACCAGGUUUACUUUUAAAAUCAACAUCAAACAAGCAGAUGGGGGAAAAAAAAAUAUCUAUCUUCCAACUAGGUUUUUUUCUUCUGAAAGGAAGCUACAUGUCACGUUUGUGUUCUUUCUCCCGCGGCUCAUCCUUAUAAAAUUAUAAAUCUGAGCCUCAAAUACGCGGUAGUAUUUUUUUAUUUUUUUUUUUAAUGAAGCAGUCGUGCGGAGACAGCCCUGCACGCGGAAGGUAACCUGCAGGUGCCGUCAGCCAGCGCGCGGCACGUUGAAGUCACGCCACUCCACUUCCGACGGCAGAGCUGGCCUGGUGCCAGCCAUGCUGUGAUGCUGUCGGGGCAGCAGCUGGACGGCACAGGACAGUUGGUUCUGUUUCAUCGUGUUUGAAAAAGUCGCGGUUUAAAUUAUACUUUUUAUAUCAAUGGGUACUUCACUGCACUGUCAGACCCCGUUCGUGCUGUGCGCAAACCCUCUGAUGUGAAUUUUCAGUUUGGUACGAUUAGAAAGGAGUCAUUGAAGUAGGUGGAUAAGAACAGUCCAUCUAGCCCGAGGGGUGAUUCAGUGCUUCAUUCUACCUCUAAACCAUCACGUUGGUGUGGGCAUGGGUGCCCGGGUCCAGCCUGACCGCUUGCUGGUAGAAUCAGGGUGGGUUGAUGGCUCUCUAUUGAGAUUUGAUAGACGGGCCAACAGAGAACACUCAUCUCUGGGAAUGUGUGAAGCCUUGCCUUAUGGAAUGUGUGCUUUUAAAACGUUGCCCAGUGUAAUGAAUACUCAGAAAGAACUAUGGCAGGAGUUACAGGAAAACUAGACGGUAGUCUGCUAGGUUCAUCAGUGGGACAUUUGGGGAAGGGCGUAGGGCCCGCAGUCACCUCUGAACAUUUCUGGAGGUGAAAGACUAGCUCUGAAAGGGUUUGGGCACCUUGGGAUUUUGUCUUCCUCUCUUUGGCCCCCAUGUGAUGUUCCUGUGCCAUAAGACGCCAGCAAAAGCUGAAACACGGCUCACCGCCCUCCAGCAUGCUACUGGUAGCAGGUCUGGGGAGAGCCGUGUGUAGUACAAGCUUCCUUGGAGAAAUGGCCUAGGCUGGCAUCUUAAGGUGAGGAGGCAGGGACAGUAGGCAGUGAGGGAGGCUCUUCAGUCCUCUAAGGGCUCCCCUGAGGGUCAGCAGGCCCAAGCAUUCGCCUCUUCAUCUUGAUCAGCACAAAGGUGAUUGAUCCCCUAGGACCGUGGUUGGCAAACUGCGGCUCGCGAGCCACAUGCGGCUCUUUGGCCCCUUGAGUGUGGCUCUUCCUAAGCCUUAGGAGUACCCUAAUUAAGUUAAUAACAAUGUACCUACCUAUAUAGUUUAAGUUUAAAAAAUUUGACUCUCAAAAGAAAUUUCAAUCGUUGUACUGUUGAUAUUUGGCUCUGUUGACUAAUGAGUUUGCCAACCACUGCCCCAGGAGAUGUGUGAUCCAGAGACUUCUGUGCCAAAGACUGCCUCAUCGAGGCUUCGUCGCCCCAUCCUCCUUGUCUCCACAAAGCCUGGUGCUGAGAGCACCAGCUCCUGUCUUGUAUUCAUUUUCCAGGAGAUUUUUUGCUUGCAGGUACACCUUACCUCAGGCAGACAUGGGCAGGUUGCGAGGCUUGAGCACAUGGCCGUGAAAUGGACAGUCAUUCCGUCCGCUGGCCCCGGGCCUGGGAAACGACAGGUUUCACUUCCCAGGUCAAAAAUCCAGGCCAAGGCAGAAGAGAGGGUUCCUAGAAACAGCAGGUUUUAGGGAGCAGGUGGUGUUGAAGAUAAGAUGGCAGCGGAUGCGGACGUUGCUCUUUCUUAUCAGGGGCUGGGCCUACAAGAAGAUCCUAGGCUACUCUGCAAGGAACCACUGCCCCUGAUGGAAGCAGCCUAUCCUACACGGCCGGGCUUUCUCCUUUAGUAAAGCUCAACGACGAUUCCCGGUGAGCUCAGAUAGUGCGAUGUGGGAGGCGAUCAACUUGUAUUUCACUGUGCUGCUCCUUGAACUCACCAGACACCUUUCUUUAGUUGAAAUAACACCACCCGGCACCACGCUGGGAUCCUGGGGAAUGUAACGUAAGCUUGUCUUCAUGCCAAAUUUCAGCCACACCGGAGGGUGUUCUGCAUGUUGUUGAAUGAGUGUUUUCUCAGUCGCUGUCUGUGCACACUUGCUGCUCCUUUCCUGGGAGGCCGCCUUUUGUGACGGAACGACAGGAAGCUCUGCUUUAGAGGAGGGCGGCCGUCGGCCGGUGCAGGUUCUCUCGGGACGGCAUCAGUCCAAGAGACACCCAGAGUUUGUGUGGCUUGAUCCUGAGAUUGGGAGCAUUGAAACCAUGGGCACCAGUUGCUGUUUUGAUGCCAUUCAUGGGGCUUGAGAACAGUCAUUCUCUGUACUGUGUCCUGACGGGUGAGAGAGGAGGGACAGCGCGGUCCAGAGCCACCUCCUGGGUCUAUGUUGGCCUCAUCUCUUUGGUUCUUAAGAUGGGUCAGAGUUGGGCUCUGCUCUGGCUGCACUAAAAGGGGCCUCUGCUGAGCAAAUGGGCUGCCUGUGGUCAGGGCGGGCCUACCAUCCUGGACCCCGCCUUCCUAGACGCCUGCGCUAAAGGUCUGGAAACUGGUUAAUCUAAUGAUGAGGUUGGGGAAACACCGCUUUGGUCAUCUCCGUUUACAAAAUGAUGUUGGUAAUGGGGGUUUGCCUCUCAAAAGUCCUCAAGAUGGCAACAGAUUGGACACGCCCUCUCACUUAUUACGUUUUCUCUGUUUGGAUGGCAGGUGGCAUUUAGCAGUAAAUUUGGGGAAAAUGUCAUCCCCUCGGCCAGACAGAUUGAGCCAGGUGUGUUGGAGUGGUCCUCUUCCUUGUGUUUUUGUUUGUUUGUUUUUUUAAUUCAGUGACUAAACCAGAAACCCGUUUUUUGAUCAAUCCACCCAGUAGGUGGUUAGCUUUUUGUUUGAGGGAUGUCUGGUCUCCCCAUAGCUGCACAGAUUAGAGCAUGCGAAGGGCUGGCUGCAUUAGAAAAGGUGGGGAGGGACUCUGUUACAGGGGGUUUGACUGUUCUUUCUUAAUCGUAUGUAUUUGAAAUGCUUUCUGGGUGAGGCUGUCUGAUCCCUUCUGUGUGGCAGAAAAAUGCGUUAUCCAGGUAGUUUUUGCUACUAUAGAAAGCCUGUAAAUAAGGGCUUUGAAAAAAUAACUUUAACAAACCAGUAAGAUUCUGUGUCUCAUACAUAAACAUUCUGUGUACUUAGCACUUGAAAAUAAACAAAUCCAGACUUUUAAAAAUGCCACAGACUGUUAAAAGCCUGACUCUACUUUCUGAGAAUUUGUCAACACCUGUUAAAAUGCCUUAUUCUUCAAUGGGUGUUUUUUAGAUUCUGGAUUUUUUUAAAAAAGAGUUUUUAGAAAUGUAAUCAGUUGUUCAGCCUAAACACAAGAGGUCUAGCGUAGUCAGUCCUCAGUCCUCUUAAAGCAGCGGUUCUCAACCUGUGGGUCACGACCCCUUUGGCGGUCGAACGACCCUUUCACAGGGGUCGCCUAAGACCAUCCUGCAUAUCAGAUAUUUACAUUACGAUUCAUGUUGAGUGUUUCCUUCCCACGUCCCGUGUGGGUCAGGGUUCAGGAACUGGAAGCAGAACCGCACACAAAUGAAAAGACAAGAGAUAAUUUGAAAUAUUGGGGGACCAGGCGGGCAAGUCCAACUCAAGGGGAAGGACUUCCACCCGUGCUCAGGCCUCACCAAGCUUUUAUUGAUUCUGGGAUGCACCCAUAGCAUAGCCCUUAGGCAGGUGACCACCUAGUAACAAGCAGACUAGCCCAUCAGCAAGGGUUUACUUAAUAAUAAAUGGGGAAGUUGCUUCAGCUACCACUGUCUGGACAAACAGAGGUGGCGCCUAGCUCCGACCUCUGCUAGAGCUUCAAAGGCACCCAGCCUUCGGGGGGUUCUCUGUCUACACUUAUCAGAUAGUGAAGGCAAUAAACAGUUUCCCACAGAUUCAUAACAGUAGCAACAUUACAGUUAUGAAGUAGCAACGAAAAUAAUUUUAUGGUUGGGUCAAAACAUGAGGAGCUGUAUUUAAAGGGCCAGAAGGUUGAGAACCACUGUCUUAAAGAAACAAAUUAAGAAAGUAGGGUUCAUAAUUAGGGCUGCCUUUUGGGAAGAGAAAGCUAAGUAUUGCUAUUGCCAAAUGAUGUUUUUGAUAAUGUAAGGAAACACAUGGACCACAAGACCUUUUUUGUUUUAGAGUGUGAAAAAUUAACUUAGUGCCUUUUGGCACACUUUUGAUUGUAGAGGAUAAAUGGCAUCAGCAUUGACAAAUCACAUAGAUACAAAGAACCCUAUAGAUUAUGACAAUAUUAAAGCUUUACCCUGAUUCUGCAGAGCAGCUUUUUAAGAGAUACCGUGGAGGCCUCAGACCAGCACAUUUCAGGAAGAAAUGCUCCACAGGUUGAAAUGCCAAAAACAGAAAACAUAUUGUGUUGACUCACAUAAUUUAGUCAGUUUUACUAGGGCUUUUUCAAUGAAAACCAGUGACUGAGUAUUGUCCCUGCUAUGCUCUCACUGGGGGAUUCUGGCUCCCUGCAGGCCGGGUGAGAGCAGGCAACAGCUGUCAACACCCCUGUUUGACAGGCUGGUUCACCGUCCCAGGCCAGCCCUCCAGCCACACACUGGAAAGACGAAGGGGGGAUGCUUUUUCCUCGGUGUGGAAAUGGAGCGAUGAAAGCAGAUUGUAAACAAAAACGUGACUCAGUAUGUUGAAAUGGUGCCCAUGUCAGCUGGGCCUUCAGCGAAUAACAUGCCAGCGGCUCUGAACAGUCCAACCCAUUCACCUGCUCAUGCUGAGGUUCGGGUCCGGCCUGCAGAUGCCCUGUCCGCUGUACUGCUGUGUGCCUGCUCCCUUGAGGUCUAUGAGUUGGGAAUGCAUGGGGAAAUGAUGUACACCUGAUAGUAUUCCCAUGACAUAAACUGCCAGCAGACUUUCUACUUGUAUUUUAACUGUUGAAAAACACAAAACAAAAACAACCUUUUGCUUAGGUCAUGUCCAAAUUAUGGACCGUAUUUCUUAUGUUUAGAAGUCAUUCUUUACAUUUAAAUUUUUUGAAAGGAAAAAACACCUUCUGAGGUGUUGAUCAAGUCCUCUGUGUAAAUGUGUUCUCUCUCCAUGCUGCCAUUAAGCCAAAUCAAAAGCUGUGAAUUAAAAAAAAAAAAUGUGUUGAAGAAUGUGUGUCAAUGAGAAAGUGAUUUAUUUACAGAUCAAAGUCUUUGUGUCAUGAAGGUACCAAAUUUUAAAAAGAAUGUCACCUUUUUUCCCCUGUUGUGGGACCCAGAGAUUGUAAAAAGAAAAAAAGACCUUUUGUUGCAUUUUUGAUGUUGACACGAGGUUUUUGUCCACUUUUUUUCAUAUGUCUGUGUAUAAAACAUUCUGUCCAUUGUUUACCGUGGGAUUAGUAUUACAUUUUGAGGUAAACAAAAGAAUUUGUAUUGCUUGAUAAACUGUUAGCCUGUAAAUUUUCAAGGUUUCUUUACCUCAAUUAAAGUAAUGGACCAAUAAAUCUAUAAAAGAUGCUUUCUUUA
Molecule: messenger RNA, 8388 nt
Organism: Myotis daubentonii (Daubenton's bat)
Lineage: Eukaryota; Metazoa; Chordata; Mammalia; Chiroptera; Vespertilionidae
Gene: SNX30
Product: sorting nexin family member 30
Biological process (GO): autophagy of mitochondrion; reticulophagy; protein transport
Cellular component (GO): early endosome; phagophore assembly site
Molecular function (GO): phosphatidylinositol binding
Source: RefSeq, a predicted model, not a curated record